UAUUGCGGCCAGCUCAAAUAGAGACAAUCAGUAUCACUUACUACAUGUGUAACCACUAUAUAUUAAAUUAUCACUGGAAGAAGCCUUGAAAGAUAAAAAAGGUACAGAUUUUUGUUUUGGAUAAUUAUUCUUGCUAAAAUGGAAAAAAGGAGUGUAAUAUCAAUACUUCAGCUUGUUAUAAAUAAUUUCCCAAAAAUGAAAAUCACACUCGCCAAAUGGGUGAGUGAUUGAUGAUUUAUACUUGCCUGACACUUUUCACACUUGCAUUGGGAGCAGGUGAUCGCUAAUUUCCAACACUGAUAUUCCUAAAGAAUGGUCUAAAUCAUCAACACUUAGAACUCCAAAAUCCCUUGCAUCAUGGAUCUCCUUAGUCUAUCACCAUUUUCACUCUCCUUCAUAAUUUCAACCUAACAAAAGUUUGCAUAGCAGGACUCCAGAAUAGUAUUACCGACUCCCAUUCUUGUUUGCAGAUGGAACAUUUAAGGGAGCUGGGAUUAGACACCUUGCAAAGUCUCCACCUAGCUAGCACCUUCCACUAGCACUUGUGUAUCAGGAUGAAAACUAUUUAUCCUCUUUUGUUUGAAAUAAUUUAUAGUCUAGUUACACCUGCCACCCCUCAACUUCCCACCAGGGAGAUUUAUUUAGUUUCCCCCAUAGCAGAAAGUGUUACAUUUCACACCAUUGAAGUUUACCUAGCAGCAACUCACAAUUUCAUGUAGAGUUCAACUGCAACUUCAACUUCACUACCAUUUGUUGCCUCCAAAUGACCCUCUUUGGGAUCAAACAUACUCUCAGGCUUAAUCUCGAUGAAACUGUCAGGUCAUUAUUAGUUUUUAUUCUCUUUUUAUUCUUGUCCCUAGCCAUUAACUUGAUGUCAAUAAUGUGAUGGUUUAAGCUGCUUUAAAUUUACUCCAGCCUGAGUGUAGGCCUCUUGUGUUUUCAGGACAAUCCCCCUACCUUCUUCCACAUAAACUGUCUUUUUAUUGUGUGUGACAUCAGAUAAUGGUGUUCUAAAGACGAUAUUUUCAAAAAUAUCCUCUUGUUUGGGCACAGGGUAGCUAUUUGCUACUACAUCCAAUAGCAGUACCAAGUAAUAACUAAGCAUAUUAUUUAAUGGAUUCAUUUGCAGAUGCUACAGGAAAUGGCCAACAAGUUGACGGUUCAAAUGGCACAUUGCAGGACCUGUCACCUCAAACAGGAAAUGUUCAUGAUGAGGAGGAAGCUAUGAUUGCACAUGCAAGUGAUUUAGUCACACAUCAUGAUCCUUUGGGAGCUUCUGCUAAUAAACAUGGGAGUGAACAUUCUCGCAGACGUCGUCGUCGCAGCAAAAGCCAUUCCUCAGGGGAUUGUUCUCCCAUUGGAAACCCCACUAGAAAUGGUAAAGAUCAAAAACAUAGAGGGACCUCAUGUAAAGCCACAAUUAACCCCUCUACAAAAGAUGCUGCAGCAAAUGGCCAACAAGUUGACAGUCCAAAUGGCACAUUGCGGGACCCGUCACCUCAAACAGGAAAUGUUCAUGAUGAGGAAGAAGCUAUAAUUGCACAUGCAAGUGAUUUAGUCACACAUCAUGAUCCUUUGGGCGCUUCUACUGGUAAACAUGGGAGUGAACAUUCUCGUAGACAUCGUCGUCACAGCAAAAGCCAUUCCUCAGGGCGUGGUUCUCCCGCUGGCAACCCCACUAGAAAUGGUGAUGAUCAAAAACAGAGAAGGACCUCAUGUAAAGCCACAAUUAACCCCUCUACAAAAGAUGCUGCAGGAAAUGGCCAACAAGUUGACAGUCCAAAUGGCACACUGCAGGACCCGUCACCUCAAACAGGAAAUGUUCAUGAUGAGGAAGAAGCUAUAAUUCCACAUGCAAGCGAUAAAUUUACACAUCAUGAUCCUUUGGGAGCUUCUGCUGAUAAACAUGGGAGUGAACAUUCUCGCAGACAUCGUCGUCGUAGCAAAAGCCAUUCCUCAGGGUGUUGUCCUCCUGAUGGCAACCCCAAUAGAAAUGGUGAUGAUCAAAAACAUAGAAAGACCUCAUGUAAAGCCAUGAUUAACCCCUCUACAAAAGAUGCCUUAGGAAAUGGCCAACAAGUUGACGGCUCAAAUGGCAUAUCACAGAACCGGGUACUCCAAGCGGGAAACGUUUGUGGUAAGGAAGAAGCUAUAGUUCCACAUGCAAGUGAUAAAUUCACACAUCAUGAUCCUUUAGGAGCUUGUUCUGAGAAACAUGGGAGUGAACGUUCUCGCAGACAUCGUCGUCGGAGCAAAAGCCAUUCCUCAGGGCGUUGUACUCCCAUUGGUUACCCCACCCAAAAUGUUAAAGACCAAGAACCUAGAAGGACUUCACGUAAAGCGACAGCUAACACCUCUAGGAAAGGAAAUACCCGACGUCUCGAUGGCUCAAAUGGCUUAUCACAGGAUCCGUCUUCCCAAACAGAAAACGUUCAUGAUGAAAAAGCUAUAGAUCCAAGUGAUACAUUGAAGCAUCCUGAUCCUUUAGGAGUUCCUGGUAAUAAACAAGGCGGUGAAAAUGCUCGUAAACAUCGUCGGAGCAACACCCGUUCCUCCGGGGGUUGUGGUCCCGUCAGCAACCCCACCGGCAAAAGUAAAGAUCCAGAACGUAAAAAGACUUCUGGUAAAGUGUUGGCAAUAACUGCAGAAACGUUACUGGCUAACUGCCAAAAGGAACUUCAAGAAAAGAUGACAGCAGUAACAGAGCAACAUUCUAAAAAGAUCGAUGGAAUAAGUGGUCUUCUAGGUCGUCUGCGUGUAUUGAAACCCAUUCGUUUGGAAGAUUAUGAACGAAUAUGCUCAGAGAGAGAAGCUUUAAAGCAAAAGAAAGAUGAGCUACAGCUACAAAAGGAUGAAUUUCAACGCUUUAAAACUCAGAUAACUUCUUGUCUGCUUGACCAAAGCUCUCAGCCGUUGUCACGUGUGAAGGGUACAAUCAAGGAAUUGAGGAUUGCUGUUGGUAGAGAAUGCCACAGGCUUGAGGCAGCCCUUCCAAUGUACGCAAGAAAAACCACCAUAACUGACACUGUCAAGCAAAACCAGGUUUGUGUUGUUCUCGGAGAAACUGGAUCAGGCAAAAGCACUCAGAUGACCCAGUAUCUCUACGAAGCUGGGUUUGCUAAGAACGGCCUUAUUGUUUGCACUCAACCAAGAAAAGUUGCUGCCACUAGUUUAGCAGCCCACGUCGCAGAGGAAAUGGGUGGAGUCGUCGGACAGGUUGUCGGUUGUCAUGUAGGGGGGAACAUCCAAGCAAGCAAGAAAACUGGUAUUAUUUACGCAACAGAUCACAUUCUCCUCAAUGAAUGCUUGAGAGAUCCUAAUCUAUCCAAAUAUUCUUGCAUAAUUAUCGAUGAGGCACAUGAACGCAGUCUUUAUUCAGACCUGCUUCUUGGAAUGAUCAAGAAAAGCCUUGCACGACGUCCCGAGCUGCGAGUGGUCAUCACUUCAGCUACCAUUGAUCCUGCUCUUUUUGUGACGUAUUUUGAUGAGUGUCCAGUUUUGAAGGUGUCUGGUAGAAUGUUUCCAGUUAAUGUCAUAUGGAAAGAUGGUCCAACAAGCAAUGCAGAAAACUAUCUGCAAGAGGCUGUUAAUGCAGUUCAGGAAAUUCACCGCAAGGAAGGUCCAGGAGAUAUUCUGGUGUUCCUUGUUUCCCCGGUGGAAACAGAACGUGCGUGUGAAAAGUUAGGAAAGAUGGAGCCUGAUCCAAAUCUUGUUUGUCUCCCGCUUCAUGGAAAGUUACGUCAAGAAGAGCAGAGGAGAGUGUUCAAGGAAAGCGCAGGCAAACGCAAAGUAAUAUUUGCAACGAAUUGUGCGGAGACGUCCAUUACUAUUCCUGGGAUAAGGUACGUGGUGGACACUGGCAUGGUAAAAGAAAUGACGUUUGACCCAAAACGCAACAAAAGUUCUUUGGAAGUAACAACCAUUCACAAGAGUUCUGCUGAACAACGCAAAGGAAGAGCGGGAAGGACACAGGCUGGAAAGUGCUAUCGACUUUACAGUGAGGAAGAGUACGCGGCAAUGGAAGAUCGAUCUAGACCAGAGAUUUUAAGAGUCCAUCUAGGACAGGCAGUGUUGAAACUAAUGGAACUGGGCAUCGAAAAUAUGACAGAGUUUGAGUUUGUGGAAUCACCACCACUGGACUCAAUAAAACUUGCCUUGGAAGACUUGGAAUUGCUUGGGGCCACAGCUAACGGACAGCUUACAGAAUUGGGCCACAAGAUUGCUCGAGUUCCGUUGGAGCCACGCCUCGCAAAGCUGUUAUUUGAUGGCAUUGAUCAAGGAGUCGGUGCUGACGCUUUGGCUUUAGCAGCCAUUGCAACUGUAAGUGGUAGUGUAUUCUUCCGCAUGGGCAGCGAAGAGGAAAAGCAUUUGGCAGAUAGUAGAAAAGUUGGCUUCUGUCACAAUGGUGGUGACCUGUUGACACUGUUGGAAGUACACAGACAAUACCUGAAGCAACCUAAAGGAAAGCGAAACAAGUGGACCCGUGACAAUAGCUUGAACGCAAAAUCGCUUCGCCUGGCAGAUGAAACAAUCAAAGAACUCAAGCUGGCUUUGAAGCACGAGCUAAACAUCAGAGUACCUGAUGCCAGUCAACAGAAUGACACUGACCUCAAGCUGCAAAAGAUUUUGAUAUCGUGUUAUUGCGCCAACAUUUGUGUGUUCACUGGCCACCAGAAGGCAGGGUACAAAGUGGUGGCAUUCAAUCACUGUGCUCAGUUGCAUCCUUCUUCAGCUCUGAAGUUCCUUGGAGAAACACCUCAGUUUAUCGUUUUUGAACAGCUGCUCAAGACAUCUCGUGACUUUGUCAUCAACGCAACCCCUGUCGAAGAGAAGUGGCUUCAAGAAAUAAUUUUAAGAGGUGCUGUCAAGUAUAAUAUGGAAGAAUUGAUGUCGACGGUGCUGACAGAAGUUGCUUUGCCAUGUAGUCGAGACCUUAUGACAUUAGCGUUUGGAGGAUUCCGAAGACGAAUGAUUGAUAAACUUGAAGAGAAAGUGUCCAAAUGUUGUGAUGGUGGUUUGGUUGUUCUAGAGAAAAACGAAGAAUCAGGGCAAGUGAAAAUCUUUGUGCCACCAAUCCACGUAGUCAAGGCUCUCUCUGUUGUGGGACGCCACCUAGAAGAAAACAGGAAAUUGCUGAGGGACGAGCAAAAAGAAGAGUAUCUAAGAGAAGAUUGUCAGAGCAGCAGAAUCGUUUGGGGACAAGGUGGAGAAGUGCAGGAACUGCUAAUGCCUCAUAUGUAUCGAACUGUGACAGUCGGUGAGAUACAAGAUGGUAACGCCUUGGUCGUCCUAGAUUUCGUGAAGUCGUUUGGAGACAUUGUAAAACACAGUUUCAAGGAGCAGAAUGGCAAGAUGCGAUUGUUUGCCACUUUCAAAUAUUCUGAAGACGCAGCCAUGGCAGUGAAGGGCUCUUCCAGUAGCCCACUGGGCAUCGAUGAGAAAGUGCAGCCGAGCCAGUCGAUGUCUGAUGACGUGCAUGCACAAGUCCCUCACUUUAAAGUAAAAGCCAAGUGGCUCCGACGUCCUGCUAAAGGUACAGGUUCCAUUGAAUUUUUCAACGCUGAUGAUUUUGAGUUUACACUUAGCAAUCUUUCCUUCCAGUCGCUAAUGAUAAAAUCGAAGAGGGUUACAUUUCAAGCGGACAAGCUUCGCGAAGAGCAGCUAUUCAUGAGAGGACUCCAUCCCGAAACUUCAAUGGAAGAUGUGAAGUCUGCUAUCGAAAGAAGAUUGCCUAGUGUGAAACUAAAAGACGUGUUUAUUCAUCGAGUGGCAGAAUUUCAUACAAGCGACGAGACCCUUGCUCAGCAGAAGUUAUCCUUCCAAGAACGUCUCGAAAACUUUGCUACAGAAGGCCACUUUUCUGUUCAUUUGAGUAAACCUUCACCUAAACAUUUUGAUGGACAUGCCUAUCUGACGUUCCAGGACGCCGAAGAGGCUCAAGCAGUCGUGAGAGGUCUUAAUGGAGAACGUAUCUUUGACAUUGGGAUCGUAACCCUGGAACCUAUCCUUUCAACUUUCUUGCUGUGUUCAAAAAAUAUCUUCACCAUCAUCGAAGAUGAGCUGCGUGCAGUUGCGAAUGAACUAGAUAUUAACUUUGACAAGAGGCUAGUUAUGAAAGUAAACAAUCAACGCAAAGACCAGCGAGUCUCCAUCGAAAUCCAAAGUGACUGCACAGAGCACUUUAUUCGUGCUACAACAGUAUUCAACGAGAUCCUCAACGGAGACCGGAUUGACUGCAAAACUUCGAAAACCUUGGAAAUAUUAAUGACCAAUCAGGUGAAAGAAGUCUUGCGAGCCAUCGAGAAAGAUACUGGAACUGUAAUCAAUCAAGAUUGGAAGAACAGAGUUGUCCGAAUACAUGGCAGCGAAGCCAGUCGAGAAUCAGCCAAGCGCGCCAUCAACAAGUAUCUUGAUGACUCCAUUGCAAGUAACAGUCACCCAUGGGAGAUUCAGCUUCGGGGACCAGGGAAGCCACGUGGGCUGCUGAAAGCUCUCUUUAAGAGAUUUGGCGUAGAUCUCAAAGGACUGCAGGAUAUUCCAGGUGUCCAAAAGAUCCAUGUUGAAUUCCGCAACCACGUACUUAAGAUUCAGAGUUCCGAUGAAGCUCGGGAAACAAUCAACCGCUACGUGGAAGAAUGUUCCGAAAAUCUUCCCAAGAAAUCGUCCCUUUUACCAUCCGAAGGUCAAACCCAGCUAACUUGUGGUAUCUGCCUGUGUGAUGUGGGCGACACAGCUGAUUUGUACAGACUUGCGUGCUGUGGCCAUAGCUACGACAAGAGCUGUGUUAUCCAGCAACUGAUAUCUGCCGAGUUUCCGCUCAAGUGUGCCACAGAGGAUUGCGAAGAGCUCUUUGUGUGGAGAGAUUUGCAGAAUCUGUUAAGCGAAAAGGAGAGAAAGAAGCUUGCUGUCAGUGCAUUAGAUGAGUAUGUUAAAAGGAAUCCUGAAAUUGUCAAGUAUUGUCCAACUGCCGACUGCGGUAUGGUGUACCGCGUCUCGACGGAAGGAAGACGCUUCACUUGUUGCGCAUGCCUAGCCGAGAUCUGCACGUCCUGCCAGGUGCAGUGGCACAACGGGCUCACUUGUGCCAUGUUAAAAUCAGGAAAGCAGGUCGAGGGACGUCUGGAAGACUGGAUGAUGAAGGACCCAAGCAAUAGGAAGAACUGUCCCAAAUGUAAGACGCCAAUUGAAAAGAAUGAGGGCUGCAAUCACAUGACAUGCUCUGGUUGUAAGUCGCACAUGUGUUGGCUCUGCCUGGAGGUGUUCCCAACAGGAGAACAGGUAUAUGCUCAUCAAAAACACUGUCCGAAGCGUUAAGAGUGUGAUCUGAUUCUUUCUCACUGGGCAAACUAAAAGUAUCGUCACUCCCACGACCCGUACGACAGAUGACACUUAGUGCUCUAGCUAGGUGUUGGUAGCUGGGUAGUUGACUUUUCUGAUUCAAGUUGCCACCGGUUUCAUCCCAGCAGUUGGUUACAACUGGAUUAGUGUUGGCGUUUUCAUAGUAGUUUUGUGCUGUGUCCAUUUCGAGGAGAUUGAUAAGCGAAAACACUCGGAAAUAGAAUCGUACAAUGCUACUCUAAUUUUGAACCGCUCCCUAGGGAAGACAGGAGAACUUCAGUCACCAUGCAGGAUGGAAUGAGUGCUGGAGUAGACCUGGCCUAAACUGUGACUUACCGUGCACUAAAGCCUUGUCAGAAAGAGGCUUAGUGAAACCUUCCACUUUGUCUGAUUUUCUUGAGUUCACGAAUUAAGUUAAAUUUCCGUUAGGUUUUCCUCUGUUUCAAAAAGACUUCCGACAAGGAAAUAUUAUAAUUUGUCUACCGCCGUACAGCCUUGCUGGUCAGAACCUAUGGCAACAAUACUUCAAACCGGCCUCGGGCCGGACGGGUUGACAUGAAGUUGACAUUGAGUUUUUGCUAAGCAAAAAUCCGGCCGUGUUCAUGUUAACAGUUAUUUAGCGUACGCAAUAGGCCAAGUUUAUUAUAUCAAAGUCGUAGUUAAAGUUGGCGUUGAGGCUAAGGGAACUGAAUCGAAAACAAAACACAUCGAGGUUGAGGGUUAAAUUACUAAAUUUUCUUCUAUUAGUUCCGUAAGCCAAGUCACCAUGGCAGAAUUUUAAUAUAUCCAAAAUUAAUAACCUAUUGAGAACAUUUACGAACGGCCAUUUUCACAACAUAUCAACAAAACAAAACUCUUGACUCUCGCUCGAGCCAGGGCCCCGCUCUCAGUCAAUAAGCUCUUACAAAGGGUUUGUUCUCGGCAUUAUUUUGAAAAUUCGGCUUAAACGGAAUAGGAUAAUAUGACAUUUUGUUAGUACCUUGGGAGUAUACAUUUCAACAAAGAACUCAAAGACGACCUGGGCCAGGAAAGUGAUUACUGCUACAAGGCAAAGGAAAGGAUAAUCUUGUUUUCAUUGGAAUUCUGAACUCACAGUCGGUGACAGGUAACGAAAGCGUACCAUCGGUGAACUGUAAGACAUUAUCGUUAAUUAGCUGACUUUUUUGCCNCCCCCCCAAA
Messenger RNA from Orbicella faveolata, 8517 nucleotides. RefSeq lists its product as uncharacterized. Gene Ontology annotation, cellular component: intracellular anatomical structure. Gene Ontology annotation, molecular function: RNA binding; zinc ion binding; helicase activity. Lineage: Eukaryota; Metazoa; Cnidaria; Anthozoa; Scleractinia; Merulinidae. The record is from RefSeq and is a predicted model, not a curated record.